GGCCGUGGGCCAUGCCGGGGGCGGGCCCGGAGUUGCGGCGGGUGAGUCCGGUGGUGGCUGCUGUCCGGUCCUGCGCUGUCUGGACUGAGGUGGCGUCCCUGGGUCGGACGGCGGCGUCCUGGCGUGGCGGGAAGCCGGUACUAGAGCGGGAGCGCACUGGGCGCGGGACCGGGAGGCGCAGGGACCGGACGGCUCCCGGGUCGCCCACCUGAAGCUGGUGAGAGGGCGGCGCCCCUCCGGGCAGAGCCGCCCCGGCCACUCCCCUGGGAUCUGACUUGGCUCCUGCGGUCCCGGGCGCCUCGAAGCCCUGGGGCGUGCGUGGCUCCUGCUGGUAGGCGCCUUGUCCCCGUGUCCGGCUUGGGGUGGUGGUUGCGGUGACUUCAACCCCGCAUCUCCCUGGAGAGGAGGUCUCCACUCGCUCCUUCGGCCUCCUCCCCUGGGGCCUCAGCGACUCAGGCCGGCUUCCUGGUUCCCUACCUGCCGGCGGGUCCCGACGCUGGCGGGCGGUGCUGCUGGCUAGAAGAGGUCUUCAGUUCCCAGAAGAGCCAAAGCGUCUCUGGACCCAGGUGGGAAAAGAACUGGCUGUGACCUUUGCCCUGACCUGGAAGAGCGCAGCCUUGGGCUGAAUGGCAGCACCCACGCCCGGCCAUCCGGUGCUGACCCACCUGCUGGUGGCUCUCUUCGGCAUGGGCUCCUGGGCUGCGGUCAAUGGGAUCUGGGUGGAGCUACCUGUGGUGGUCAAAGAGCUUCCGGAGGGUUGGAGCCUCCCCUCCUACGUCUCUGUGCUUGUGGCGCUGGGGAACCUGGGUCUGCUGGUGGUGACCCUUUGGAGGCGACUGGCCCCAGGAAAGGGCGAGCGGGUCCCCAUCCGGGUGGUGCAGGUGCUGAGCAUGGUGGGCACAGCCCUCUUGGCCUUUCUGUGGCACCACGUGGUCCCAGUGGCAGGACAGUCGCAUUCCGUGGCCUUCCUAGCACUGGCCUUUGUGCUGGCGCUGGCAUGCUGUGCCUCUAAUGUCACUUUCCUGCCCUUCCUGAGCCACCUGCCACCUCACUUCUUACGAUCAUUCUUCCUGGGUCAAGGCCUGAGUGCCCUGCUGCCCUGCGUGCUGGCCCUAGUGCAGGGUGUGGGCCGCCUUGAGUGCCCGCCAGCCCCCAUCAACGGCACCCCUGGCCCCCCGCUCCACUUCCUUGAGCGUUUUUCCGCCAGCACCUUCUUCUGGGCACUGACUGCCCUUCUGGUUGCUUCAGCUGCUGCCUUUCAGGGUCUCCUGCUGCUGUUGCCACCACCAUCUGUACCCACAGGGGGCUUAGGAUCAGGCCUCCAGGUGGGAGCCCCAGGAGCAGAGGAAGAGGUGGAAGAGGCCUCACCAUUGCAAGAGCCACCAAGCCAGGCAGCAGGCACCACCCCUGGUCCAGACCCUAAGACCUAUCAGCUUCUCUCAGCCCACAGUGCCUGCCUGCUGGGCCUGUUGGCCGCCACCAAUGCACUGACCAACGGCGUGCUACCUGCUGUGCAGAGCUUUUCCUGCUUACCCUACGGGCGUCUGGCCUACCACCUGGCUGUGGUGCUGGGCAGUGCUGCCAAUCCCCUGGCCUGCUUCCUGGCCAUGGGUGUGCUGUGCAGAUCCUUGGCAGGGCUGGGCGGUCUCUCUCUGCUGGGCGUGCUCUUUGGGGGCUACCUGAUGGCGCUGGCAGUCCUGAGCCCCUGCCCGCCCCUGGUGGGCACCUCGGCAGGGGUGGUCCUCGUGGUGAGCACAGGGGACGAGAAGUGGGGCGGGGCAUUGCCGCGGAUCAGGCACAUCUCACGCUCAGCUGCUUCUGUGACCCCUCAGGUGCUGUCGUGGGUGCUGUGUCUUGGCGUUUUCUCCUACGUGAAAGUGGCAGCCAGCUCCCUGCUGCAUGGCGGGGGCCGGCCGGCAUUGCUGGCAGCCGGUAUGGCCAUCCAGGUGGGCUCUCUGCUCGGCGCUGUUGCUAUGUUCCCCCCCACCAGCAUCUAUCACGUGUUCCACAGCAGAAAGGACUGUGCAGACCCCUGUGACUCCUGAGCCUGGGCAGGUGAGGACCCCGCUCCCCGACGCCUGUCUCCCUCAAUGCUGCCACCAUGCCUGAGUGCCUGCAGCCCAGGAGGCCUGCGCACCGCUACACUCGUGGACACCUACACACUCCAUAGGAGACCCUGGCUCUCCGGGGCGGGGGCAAAGGGCAGGGAGCAGGCUUGGAGCCAGGGAGCGGUGGGGGCUAUAGGGUAAGCCCCUGAGUCUAGGACCUACCUGUGGUUUGCAUAAUAAAACAUUUUUAUUUAA
This is a messenger RNA of Rhinopithecus roxellana (golden snub-nosed monkey), 2303 nucleotides long. It is a transcript of the gene SLC52A2, whose product is annotated as solute carrier family 52 member 2. Gene Ontology annotation, cellular component: plasma membrane. The coding region runs from base 627 to 2045 and encodes 472 amino acids. The transcript is spliced from 4 exons. Gene Ontology annotation, molecular function: riboflavin transmembrane transporter activity. The record is from RefSeq and is a predicted model, not a curated record. Gene Ontology annotation, biological process: riboflavin transport. Lineage: Eukaryota; Metazoa; Chordata; Mammalia; Primates; Cercopithecidae.